Quercus lobata is the source of this 1053-nucleotide messenger RNA. RefSeq names its product peroxidase 29-like. Bases 44 to 1018 code for a protein of 324 amino acids. The transcript is spliced from 3 exons. Gene Ontology annotation, biological process: response to oxidative stress; hydrogen peroxide catabolic process. Gene Ontology annotation, molecular function: peroxidase activity; heme binding. NCBI's taxonomy places the organism in Eukaryota, Viridiplantae, Streptophyta, Magnoliopsida, Fagales, Fagaceae. The record is from RefSeq and is a predicted model, not a curated record.
UGCCACCAUACAAAUCCACUAUUCAGUCUUGUGUGUUGAGAAAAUGGGAGGUUGCUCUCCAUUAUUUGUGUUAGCAGUAGUGCUUAUAGGUAUCCCAUUUGGUAUAAAUGGAGCAAAACUGGCUUAUGACUACUACAAGUAUUCAUGUCCAAACUUAGAAACCAUAGUGAAGAGGGAGAUGCCAAGCAUUUUCUUGACUGAUGCUACUGCACCGGCAGCCUUUCUCCGGCUCAUGUUCCAUGACUGCCAAGUCCAGGGGUGCGAUGCAUCAAUCCUGCUCGAUUCAGACAAUUCAAAACACAAACCCGAAACGGUUUCUUCAAAAAACUUUGCUAUCAGAAAGCGGGAAACGAUUGGCUACAUAAAAUCAAUAUUGGAAAAUGAGUGUCCUGGAAAGGUGUCUUGUGCAGAUAUCAUUGCUUUAGCUGCCAAGGAAUCAGUGUCAUUCUCAGGAGGACCCCAUAUUCAGAUCCCUCUUGGAAGAAAGGACUCCACCACUUCUAGUUACCAACAGGCUGAUGCAAGUCUUCCCCCACAAGGAAUUAAAGUCCAUGAAUUAAUUCAUACUUUCGCCUCUAAAGGGAUGAAUCUUGAGGUGUCAAUCGCUAUCAUCGGUGCACAUACACUGGGUGUGGGACACUGCAUGAACAUUGCUAGUAGAUUGUACGAUCCACAGCCUAAUGGUCAUAUGCAUUAUGGAUAUGAGGCCUUCUUAAGACUUAAAUGUCCUACAAGAGUUCCUUUAUCAAACUUCACAUUCGUUCCAAACGACAUAACCCCCACGAUAUUUGAUAACCAGUAUUACAGAGAUGUUCUAAUGGGUAAAGGCUUGUUUACUAUUGACUCAAGCAUCUCUACAGAUCCUCGAACUGCACCCAUUGUUAGACACUUCGCCAUUGAUCAGAACUAUUUCUUCCAAGUCUUCUCUUCUGCGUUUGUCAAGCUUUCUUCAACCAAUGUUCUAACUAAAGGGAAAGGUGAGGUGAGGAAGAAAUGCAGCCAUAUAAAUAUAAACUAGCCUCAUCACACCUGAUAUGCACGUGCUCAGGGCCU